AUGCUUGUUAAGAGUGUGAUCCUUGCAAUCACCCAAUAUUGGAUGCAAUGCCUGCCCCUUCCUAAAUCUGUGAUUGCUAAAAUUGAUUCCCUAUGUAGGACUUUUGUGUGUACUGGUAAGGUAGAUGCUAGUAGGAAAAGCCCAGUAGCUUGGAAUAUAGUUUGCAGGCCCAAAAGUCAGGGAGGGCAGGGUAUAAUCAAUCUUGCUACUUGGAAUGUGAUCACUAUGAUGAAGUGCCUUUGGAAUCUUUGCAAGAAAUCAGAUAACUUAUGGGUGAAGUGGGUUCAUAUGUAUUAUCUGAAAGGGAAUGAUAUUAUGACUGUGCAAGUUUCCACAAGCUGUUCUUGGAUUUUCAAAAGGAUUAUGGAGAUGAGAGGGACUGUUCAGCAAAUGCAGGUGGAGUGGAAUCGUUUGCUUGCCUCUAACAGAUUUAAUAUGUCUAUGCUUUACAAUUUUUUAAAUGACAGGAUUAAAAAAGUGGACUGGAGAUAUCUGUUUUAUAAGAAUAAAGCGAGACCUCGUGCUCAAUUCAUUGCGUGGCUUAUUUGUCAUGGAAAGCAAGCUACCAAGGAUAGAUUGGUGAGGUUCAAUUUGAUAACAGAUGCCAAUUGUGAUCUGUGCAGGAACUGUGAGGAGAGUUGGGAUCACCUCUUCUUCGAAUGCCCCUCCAAUUAUGAUAUCUGGAAUCAAGUUCUGCAGUGGCUGAGUUUUGCUCAUCGCCCCCUGUCGUGGCAUGAUGAAUUACAGUGGAUAAAGCAAGAAACUUCGAGGAAGGGUAGCAAAGCACAACUCCUGAAAAUGGCGUUCGCUGAAACAUUAUAUGUGCUAUGGAAUAGGAGGAACAAUAUUAUCUUUAAUCACUCUAAUAGUAUAGAUCAUGUAAAUAUCAUUAUAGAUGCUAUAGUUUACAAGAGUUGGGCCUAUAGGAAGCUUAGAGAUUAUAUGGCCCAACUAUUACUAUAA
This is a messenger RNA of Vicia villosa (hairy vetch), 963 nucleotides long. RefSeq lists its product as uncharacterized. NCBI's taxonomy places the organism in Eukaryota, Viridiplantae, Streptophyta, Magnoliopsida, Fabales, Fabaceae. The transcript has a single exon. The coding region runs from base 1 to 963 and encodes 320 amino acids. The record is from RefSeq and is a predicted model, not a curated record.